CAGUGUUUUUAAUUUGCGGAACUGGGAAAAUGAGUUGUGCGUGCGUGUUGACUGCUAUCGCUGUUGGUAUAUUUACACACCGUAGUGCUGAACUUUGAAAAAAACAAAAUGGGCUCACUUCCUGUUUCUUUGUAUUAAAACUCUGCUCCGUCUCGCCGGAACGGCCACUUCAGCUUGUUUCCAUCGUCGAAAGCGGCCGCAGGAACUUCCUUGUUUACACGAAAAGCAGCGCCGCUGCUGAGCUAGAAAUGACGCGGGACGGUAAAAGUCAGGCGGCUUUCUGGAUCCUCGCUGCGGGGCUCCUGUCUGUCUUGACCGGGCUGGUUUCAGCAGUUCGGCCGCCUCACAUCGUUUUCAUCCUGGCCGAUGACUUGGGCUGGUACGAUGUGGGCUAUCACAGCUCGGAAAUCAGGACGCCAAACCUGGACAGACUGUCGGCUCAGGGGGUCCGCUUGGAGAACUACUAUGUCCAGCCGGUGUGUACCCCAUCCAGGAACCAGCUCAUGACCGGGAGGUACCAGAUCCACACGGGCAUGCAGCACCAGAUCAUCUGGCCGUGCCAGCCGUAUUGCGUCCCUCUGGAUGAGAAACUGCUGCCUCAGCUGCUGAAGGAGGCGGGCUACGACACGCACAUGGUGGGCAAGUGGCACCUGGGCAUGUACAAGAAGGACUGCCUGCCCACGCGCCGCGGCUUUGACACUUACUUUGGUUACCUGACGGGAAGUGAGGACUACUUCACUCACGAGCGUUGCUAUGACAUCGCUCCUCUGAACUUGACGCGCUGCGCGCUGGACCUCAGGGACGGGGAAGAGGUGGCCGCCGCGUAUAAAGGAGACUAUUCCACUGAGCUGUUCAGUCAGAGAGCCGUCGGUGUCAUUAAGAAACACAACUCCAGCAAGCCACUGUUCCUGUACGUGGCGCUGCAGGCGGUUCAUUCACCCCUGCAGGUACCGGAGCGGUACUUGGCCCCCUACAGUUUCAUUGAGGACCGUCAUCGCAGGCUGUACGCCGGCAUGGUGUCGGCCAUGGACGAGGCCGUGGGCAACAUCAGCCUGGCUUUGCAGCAGGAAGGACUUUGGGACAACACGGUCCUCGUGUUCUCCACAGAUAACGGAGGUCAGACGGUGUACGGUGGCAGCAACUGGCCGCUGCGUGGGAGGAAGCUGUCGCUGUGGGAGGGAGGCGUGCGGGGAGUGGGGUUCGUUGCCGGCCCGCUGCUGGAAAAACCCGGAACCGUCAGCCGGGAGCUCAUCCACGUCUCCGACUGGCUGCCCACCCUGGUCGGCCUGGCGGGAGGCAGCACCGGCGGCACGAAGCCUCUGGACGGCUUCAACGUCUGGAAGACCAUCAGCAAAGGCUUCGCCUCGCCCAGACAGGAGCUGCUGCACAACAUCGACCCUUUGUAUUCUGACCUCGCUCCAUGUCCUGGCAGGCGGAGUCGGUUAACUCUGGCCCGGGGGGUCGCUGAAGACCGCUGGGCCAAGUCCGGCUUCAAUGUGUCCAUUCACGCCGCCAUCCGAUCCUCAAACUGGAAGCUGCUGACUGGAUACCCAGGCUGCGAGGUUUGGUUCCCCCGACCCGGCCACAACGGGUCAGACUGCGGGCUCUCUAAGCUCGGCCCACUGAAGCCCAUCAUGCUGUUUGACGUGGAAAAAGACCCCGAGGAGAGGAACGAGGUGUCGGCCCAGUUCCCCAGCGUGGUGGAUUACCUCCUCACCAGACUCCAAGAGCACCAGAAAACCGCGCUGCCCAUAAACUACCCCGACGACGACCCCAAAUGUGACCCGGGCCUCACCGGAGCCUGGGGGCCGUGGGCUUAGAUGGAGACAACAUGGAGGCAUUGUGAAGGAUCCUAUUUGCACUUUGUUCACUGUGAACGUUAACAGCAGGGAACAUUAGUAAUGUUUUUGUGAACUUUUUAAAAAAUGUUUUACAUUUCUGAUGUCCGUACAACAUGAUAUGUCUGAGUAAGAGUCUCCGAUGCGUUCUGCUUGGUUUUUGCACUUCAUUUUUCUCCUUUUGAGAAAAUCCACUGACGUGUCGUAGAAAUAAAAGAACACAGAAGCAGUAGGUUUAAAAUGUUAAAAUGUUGAGAAUUUAUUAUUUUAUAUGGACUAAAAUGUGUUGAAAUUAAAAGCAGAUAGCAGCCACAUUCCAAUUUAGUCUAAGCAAAAUAUAUAUAAUAUAUAGAAUAUAAUAUUGUUAUAUUAAGAAACGCUACUAAUAUUUCAUACCACUUUGAUGGUAUCAUCUCUGCCUCAAGGCCACUUUUGCAGCAUGCUUCCAUUACAUAAUUAGAAAAAAAAGUCAUUAAACUAGAGAAAAGUUUAAAUUUAUACAUUUGUUUGUUUGAAUAUAUUUUUUCUAGACACAGAAGGAUCAGUAAAUAAGGUUUUGAUGCUCUUUUUGUGGAUCAAAAUGGCAUUAAAAUAGCUUCUAAAGUUGUUUUUUUUUAUAAAUUCAAGCAUUCUCGUUUCCUCUCUUGUUAAAAGUAUCUCAUCAUUCAGAGAAACGUCAGCCGUUAAUUUUCUGAUGGAUGAAAGUCAACAGAAGUGAUUUAUCCCUGAAAUGCUCAUUUUAAAGUAGCUCCUUAAAGCUAACCUAAUCUAAAAAAAGGCUGUAAAAAGAAAUGAUUUUUGAUCAUCGAUUGAAAUUAUCUUAAUUUUGAAUAUUGGAUGUUAUUUGCAAGGCAUAAAAUUUAUAUAUAUAUAUGUAUAUGUAUAGGUAUGUUGGAGGUCGCCUUGUUUCUUUGUACUGUUCCUUUAGUUUGUGUUAAUGUUGGAUGUCCCAACUUCUCUCAUUUUGCAGAACUCAGAUGUGAAAUUGAAUGAAAAUGAACAAAUAAAACAAAUAUGGCAGGCCAGAUUAAUAUAUUGUGUAAUUGAAUAAAGUCUUCUUUUUUCA
Molecule: messenger RNA, 2904 nt
Organism: Xiphophorus hellerii (green swordtail)
Lineage: Eukaryota; Metazoa; Chordata; Actinopteri; Cyprinodontiformes; Poeciliidae
Gene: arsb
Product: arylsulfatase B
Exons: 8
Coding region: 249-1820 (523 amino acids)
Molecular function (GO): sulfuric ester hydrolase activity
Source: RefSeq, a predicted model, not a curated record